This is a messenger RNA of Pyrus x bretschneideri (Chinese white pear), 2650 nucleotides long. Its product is annotated as O-fucosyltransferase 19. Lineage: Eukaryota; Viridiplantae; Streptophyta; Magnoliopsida; Rosales; Rosaceae. Bases 222 to 2222 code for a protein of 666 amino acids. The transcript is spliced from 8 exons. Gene Ontology annotation, cellular component: cytoplasm. The record is from RefSeq and is a predicted model, not a curated record.
UCUCUAAAAAUCAGAACAUCCCGCAGAUCCGCCAUUGGAGAGAGAAAAGGAAGAAACGAAUCCCACUUUACAAAAAGCACAUGGAAAAAUUCGUACAAGUAUAAACAUCUGUGCUGAACUCCAUUCGAUUCGGGUUGAUUUUUCGAGGAAAUUAAGAACCGAAUCGGAUCCUGUGUCGUAGCGGGUGCAUAUUUGUUUAACAACGUUAGUGCCGGUCGGCGAUGUCGUCCGGUGGUACGAACAGCUCAACCAACAGUAGUCCGAGACAACCGCCUCUGGUCGCGCUGCCCACGAAGACCAGACGACGCGUCGCUGACGGAGUCAUGGAAGCCGGCGAGCGGCUCCCGACGAGCACCCUCCCUCCCGAAAACAACAUUGUCUUCGACGACGACGACGAUGUGGAAAACGACAGCCUCCUCGACGGAACAAUAUGCGGGCCCCACCACGUCCUCCACCACAACCACAACCAUUAUUCGCACCACCCCGUGAUGAAGUACCUCCUGCUCCGUCGGCGGCUAUUAUUCUGCGUGCCCGACACGUGGCUUCUCCCGAUCGAGGACGGGUUUCUAUGGACGGUCGCGAUGUUGCAGUCGCUGAGAUCGGGGCGGAACGUGGGCCGCAAGAUCUUCGGGGCGCUGCUUUUGUUGGCGGUUAUCUCCUUGUUCGUGAAGUUCUCGUUCUUGAGCAGCCACGUCGAGGUGGUUAGGGACGCUGCGAAGAGGACGGAAGGCCAGCUUUUGAUUCUGAAGACGGUGAAAGACGAUUGGUUGGUGGCGCAGCGGGCCGUCGCCGAGAACCAGGAAUCCAACUCCAUGCCGAAACGUGUUUUGGAGAGGUUGUUGGAAACCGAAUCCUCCACCAAGUUCAAGCGACUUCUCGAGCAGUUGCCUACCCCAGAAAUUUGGAGGAAACCCAACAGCGACAAUUUUGAUAAAUGCAUAGCUCGACCCAAGAACCGAAUAAGAACAGCAUCGAAAACGAAUGGUUAUCUGCUUGUCCAUGCCAAUGGUGGAUUGAAUCAAAUGAGAACAGGGAUAUGUGAUAUGGUAGCCGUUGCAAAGAUAAUGAAUGCUACCCUGGUUCUUCCACUACUGGACCAUAAGUCUUUUUGGACGGAUCCAAGUGAUUUUAAAGAUAUAUUUGACUGGAGGCACUUCAUGAAAGUAUUGAAAGAUGAUAUUGAUAUUAUUGAGUAUUUGCCGACCAAAUAUGCAGCCGUGAAGCCUCUUCUGAAGGCUCCGGUCUCUUGGUCGAAGGCGAGAUACUACAGAAGCGAGAUGAUCCCGUUGUUAAAGAAGCAUAAGGUUAUAAAGUUUACACACACGGAUUCCCGACUUGCUAACAAUGGACUUGCAUCCUCCAUCCAAAAGCUGAGGUGCCGUGCAAAUUACGAGGCCCUCCAGUAUACAAAGGAGAUUGAGGAUCUUGGGAGAGUUUUGGUUGACAGACUGAGGAACAACAGCAAUCCUUAUAUUGCUCUUCAUUUGAGAUAUGAGAAGGACAUGCUUGCCUUCACCGGCUGCAGCCACAACCUCACAGCAGAGGAGUCCGAGGAGCUUCGGGUUAUGAGGUACAGCGUCAAACAUUGGAAGGAGAAAGUGAUCGAUAGUGAAGAACGAAGGCUCCAAGGCGGAUGCCCAUUUUCACCAAGAGAGGCUACUCUAUUCCUUAAAGCCAUGGGAUACCCUUCGACGACUACGAUCUACAUUGUCGCUGGCGAGAUAUAUGGCAGCAACAGCAUGUCUGCUUUUCGCGCUGAGUAUCCGAAUGUCUUCUCGCACAACACGCUUGCAACAGAAGAAGAGCUAGAGGCCUUCAAGCCAUACCAAAAUCGCCUUGCAGCCUUGGAUUAUAUAGUAGCAAUGGAGAGUGAUGUCUUUGUUUAUACUUACGAUGGUAAUAUGGCAAAGACAGUGCAUGGACAUAGGAGGUUUGAAGGAUUUCGGAAGACUAUCAACCCUGACAGACAAAAUUUUGUUCAACUUGUCGAUCAGUUGGAUAAGGGAGCAAUAUCAUGGGAAAAUUUUUCGUCUUCGGUUAAAAAUCUGCAUUCUGACAGGCUCGGAGCACCAUAUGCUAGACAGAUCGGAGAGUCACCAAGGUUGGAGGAGAACUUCUAUGCAAAUCCCUUUCCUGGUUGCAUCUGUAACAAGAUGCAGGAGCGAAUGUCUAGCGUGAAGUCUGAUGAGAGAAGAAGUAUGAGUGUUUUGUCACAAAGAUAAGGCAGUAGGAUGGAGAAUGAAUGUGGCUAGCUCAUGCUGUAGAAAAUACUACACAAUGUCACAUUACCAUAGCUCAAAAUGGCAGCUGAAAUGGUGGGCUUUUGAAAGAAGUGCUUUUUCGCUCGGUCUCAGAAACUGUGCUUGCUAUGCAUGGUCGAGAAGUUUUUAUGGGUUCGCUUGUGAUUUGCAAUGCAAGUUUCGGUUUAUGAUGAAAUCAGAUUGAGAAGGCAUUUGAGAUUGCAGGGAAGGUGGAGCUCGAGUAGUUUGAUUGGCAUAGAGACCUCUUGCCGUUGUCAGAAAUGGAGCUGCCAUAGCAAUUCAUUGAUUCAAUUAUUCUUUCUUCGAUUUAGUCUAAAAAAAGAGAGCUUCGCGAUGAAUAUGAAUGUAAUUUUUCGUACAUAACCUAUAAUAGAAAGAAGUUUCAUACA